Molecule: messenger RNA, 1110 nt
Organism: Fusarium vanettenii 77-13-4
Lineage: Eukaryota; Fungi; Ascomycota; Sordariomycetes; Hypocreales; Nectriaceae
Exons: 2
Coding region: 1-1110 (369 amino acids)
Biological process (GO): carbohydrate metabolic process
Molecular function (GO): hydrolase activity, hydrolyzing O-glycosyl compounds
Source: RefSeq, a predicted model, not a curated record
AUGGGGGAAUCAAUCCAACGGCCGUCCACGUUGCAGGGAAAGAAUGUGUCGGCAUCGCACAAAUCCUCCCAGUAUGCAGCAUACACCGUGUAUCUUAGACUCUACCCUUCAAACCUUCUCCUCCUUGCCCAUAGUGACACGAGUCUCUUCUGGGACGACGACGACCGAGUAUACUUGAUCGGUUCUGCAGCUACUGCUCCAGAGACCAAGAUCCGACCGUUUGAGAUUGAUCUCAAGACGGGCAAGAAGCUGUCGGAGGAGAAGCUCCUUUGGGAGGGCAUCACCAAAGUCUUUCCAGAAGGGCCUCAUAUGUAUAAGAAGGAUGGAUGGUACUAUCUUCUGAUAGCAGAGGGAGGAUGCUUCGCUGAUCACCAUACUAUAAUGGCAAGAUCCAAGAGCAUUUGGGGUCCCGUUGAGGUCAAACUAGAAAACCUAGUUAUGAGAAAGACUGACCCUAAUGAAUACAUCCAGUACACUGGACAUGGAGAUCUUUUCCAAGACCCUUCUGGCCAGUGGUACUUUAUAUGCUUGGGUGUCAGAAAGACAAAGGAGGGUCGCUUCAUCAUGGGUCGCGAAACCGUCAUCACUACGACACAGUGGCCCGAAGGAGAAUUCCCUACCAUCGACUUUGCUAAAAUGGACGUGCCCGUCAAGGGCGGCAAGCAGCCUGCACCUGCUUGGCUGUUGAAGUCCAGCGGCUCGUCUCUGACCCUUGACGUGGAACUCAUGCACAUCCGGAACCCCGUCGAGGAGAAUUACAAAUACGACGGCUCAAAGACUACGCUAAUCGAUAGCAACGCCCCUUUGAACCAGUCUAGCGAACCGGUGUCGUUUGUUGGAAAACGUCAGAGGCUUUUGGAUGGUACUGCCUCAGUGAUUCUCAACGUCUUGGAUACGUCAGCACUCGAGGACACCCUGGAGGCUGGUCUCUGCUAUUACAAGGAUGAGCUGCGAUUCACUCGGGUCUUGUUGGAUGGGGUCAAAGAGGAGCUUGCCCAGAUCGACAGUCCAGACAUGACUGAGCAUGUCUUUGUUGGGCCCGUAAUCGGCGCUUUCGGCACCGCCGCGAAGGAAUCGAGAUUGGAAUUUGUUGACUUGGUUGUAGAGUAG